This is a messenger RNA of Penicillium atrosanguineum, 954 nucleotides long. RefSeq lists its product as uncharacterized. The record is from RefSeq and is a predicted model, not a curated record. Gene Ontology annotation, cellular component: kinetochore; Mis6-Sim4 complex. Bases 1 to 954 code for a protein of 317 amino acids. NCBI's taxonomy places the organism in Eukaryota, Fungi, Ascomycota, Eurotiomycetes, Eurotiales, Aspergillaceae. The transcript is spliced from 2 exons.
AUGAACCACUCCGCCCGCUACCCCGGCGCCUCCCCCGACCCGCAAGAAGAGAAACAAGACGAAGCAAUCGCCACAAUUCGCGCCGAGAUCCAAAAACUCCAAAAGCGCAAACGAACCCUCGCAUCAAGCCUCCUCUCCGCCCAUUCCAUCCAAAAACUCAUCCGCAAACCACCUCCCGCUCUAACCUCAAUCAACAACGAGCUCUCCCCCCUGGUCCGCGCGGCUGGCAAACACUCCGAAUGCAACCACUACCGGAUCGCCUUUGGUGCGACUGCAUUCCCAUUUCAGGACCCCUCGCCGACGGCAAAUGAUAACCUCCUCGGCGUGCGCCUGGACGUCUGCGCGCGUAAUGGUCAAUUCGCGAAGCCGUAUUACGUGCUUUUGAGACGGGAACGCGUGCGCGGGGGUAAUGAGAAGAGGUUACGGGUGCAUAGGCAUACUGUUCCGGCGUUUAUCUCUAUGUCGAAGCUUGAGGGGGCUUUCUUGCCGUUUCCUGGGUCUGGGAAGGAGAGGGUUGAGGAAAGUGAGGAGGGUGAGAACCUGAAGCCGUGGAAGGGGCAGGAGAGGAAGCAGGACUUGAGGGGAUUCGUGCGUGAGUUGAGGAGAGAGUUGGUUGCUUGGCAUAUGAGGACUGAUGCGGUUGACUUCCUGCGGGAGAAGUUGGGGUUGGAGACUGGGUCUUUGUCCAGUUCAAGUGAGCGAGCGCUGCCCGUGGAGGGGACCGGGGUUAUGUCUCUGGCAUCUACCGCGGUCGAGGCACGGUAUGUACGGCUUGAGUGGGAGGAUGGUCGGGUUGGGCGGUUCAAGCUGUCUAAUACUGGCCUCGUUGAACGUGCGGUAGUUAUCGGCGAUGCAGGCCGAGACAAACAGACGGAAGACACGAUGACUGGUGGCGGUGGUAGAAUCGAAGCGCUGUUGGACCGACUGAGAGAGCGUGGCCAGUCAACGGCUUGA